Messenger RNA from Rattus norvegicus (Norway rat), 3915 nucleotides. Lineage: Eukaryota; Metazoa; Chordata; Mammalia; Rodentia; Muridae. The record is from RefSeq and is a predicted model, not a curated record.
CAAUAACCCAACCAAAAAUCCUACUACACUCUAAAAAGACCAGCAGGAUAUGUGAGGACGGCCGUGCAUGCCACUGCCAUGACUCCCUAAGUUCCUCUUCUCCGAACUCUUCCUUACCGACUUCUUAUCAUCUGUCUGUCACCACCCAUCCAUCCCGGCAGAACAAGCCCAUCAGGAAGCCACUACCUGAGGCUGAGGCCGAGUUGCUCAAGUUGACUUUGAACUCCUGGUUUCAAACAAUUCUCUUGCCUCAGCCUCAUAAUUACGUGGAACCACAGGCCGGUGCUGUCCAGCUUCACUCGGUUUUUAGACGUAACUGCUACCUGUUUUACAGAUGUCAGAAAGCCCACAGCCCACACUGUUCUUCACAUCCAGGCCAUGUGACUUUCAAAGCUGAGCCUGGGGUUUUUUGUUUGUUUGUUUCUUUGUUUGUUUUUAAAGAUUUAUUUAUUUUACGUGAGUACACUGUUGCUCUCUUCAGACACACCAGAAGAGGGCAUUGAUGGAUUCUGUUACAGAUGGUUGUGAGCCACCAUCUGUUGCUGGGAAUUGAACUCAGGACCUCUGGAAGAACAGUUAGUGCUCUUAACCACCGAGCCAUCUCUCCAGUCCCAAGCCUGGUUUUUUUUUUUUUUUUUUUGGUUCUUUUUUUUUCGGAGCUGGGGACCGAACCCAGGGCCUUGCGCUUCCUAGGCAAGCACUCUAACCACUGAGCUAAAUCCCCAACCCCUCAAGCCUGGGUUUUUUAAACUGCCUCUUCCCCCCACACUAACUUGGAGCAGAUGUUAAGGUGGGAAGGAUGGAAAGGUGGACAGGUGGACAGAUGGAUGGAAUAAACAAAUGGUCUGUAGGUGCUCGGCAAAGCUAAAACGGAUCCCAGCCUCACCCUGGCACUGCCUCAGUUGGAGUCUCCAGGUGGUGCUACCACGGACGACAUGAAAGAGAACAAGGGUGGUCCUAGCGGAAGCCCAGGCCUGGACCCACCUGUGCCUAUUCAUCUAGCACCUUAGCAUGCAGGGCACCAAACAAAGACCAGCUAAAAACUUAGCUCGGCUGCCUACUUGGCAGGCAGUGGACUUUAGGGAAAUAUUUGACAAAUGGAUGACCCUGCUGAGGGUUCCUUCCUUUGCCUGGCGACCCGGGCGGUGUUAUCUUCCCGCUUCAGGACUUUAGAGCUGCAGGGAACACCCUGGGCGUGGCGAGGGCGGGGUCCCGGAUCAGAGGGUGGAGCCUAGAGCUGAAAUAUCCAGAGUGGGGCGGGGCCUGCGGCCCGGGGGCAGGGCCUGGAGCCCGAGGGCCGGUCGGCCUCAUAGGGCUGCCUGGCUGCUCUAGGGAGUUCGGGUACCCUAGCGCUCGAUCCAGGAGAGGCUGCGGCCGGGUUGGGGCGCGGAUGCUGGAAGUUCACAUCCCCUCGGUGGGGCCCGAGGCCGAAGGGCCCAGGCAGAGUCCAGAGAAAGGCCACAUGGUGAGCAAUGGACGAAGAGUGUUCCAAGUAGAGGUGCUGUACAGCGGACGCAGACACACGGUGCCGCGGCGCUACAGCGAGUUCCAUGCUCUACACAAGCGGAUCAAGAAACGGUACAAAGUGCCUGACUUUCCCUCAAAACGCCUGCCCAACUGGAGGACCAGAGGACUGGAACAGCGCCGGCAGGGCUUGGAGACCUACAUCCAGGGCGUCCUGUACCUGAAUCAAGAUGUGCCCAAGGAGUUACUGGAAUUCUUGAGACUUAGACAUUUCCCUACAGACUCCAAGGCCAGCAGCUGGAGCUCACAGCUGCACCACCGGCCGGUCAUUGGCUUCUGCCUGGAUCCCUACAUUCACACCCCUUCCCCAGCACCUCUCCCGGAAGUGGUGGUGGAUGGUGUACUCCAGGGUCUCUAUGGCUUCGGCACCAGCACCAGCCCGGCAGCAGCCCAGCCGGAGGCUAACUGUCAUCCUGCUCCAUCACCAAUGCCCUGACAAGCUCAGGCUUUGGGCCACCUUUCAGGACAGUUAUGUGCCUCAGUCCUAGGACUCCUAUAGGAAACUGGGUCUUCCCUUGGACUAGAUUCAGGUGUAACUUGCUGAGGCUCAGUCGUGCCCAUCCCCACUCAAAGCUCUGAACUUGGUUUGCACUGACAGCUGUAGCUGGUAGAACUCAAGACUUUUAGGCUGAGGAGAUUCAGGUGUAUUUUCUAGCCCAGCCUGACAGGUGGAAGCAGCUUAGGAUGAGGCACAGGAGCGAGCUAGCCUCUGCCUGAUGAGUGGGUGGGUGGGCAGCAUUCGUACAGGCUUAGGCAGGGACCUAAGGAAGGAGCAUAGAGUCCCCCACUGGGACACAGGACAGGUGCUAUAACACCCCAAACACAGCCCACACCUAAGUUAUAAAAAAACCCACUUCUUUAUUGAUCAGCAUUGGUAGGAGUUUUAUAUAAAAAUCAGGCCUGUGGAAUGUGAGGGGUGUGGCCACCCCGUCGGAUGGAAGCACUGGAGCCAGAGCCGCACAGAGCCUUGUGACUGGCUGCUUUCACCUGUGAGGGAAUCGACAGGACCCGCACAGACAGCUGUUUAGAGGGAUGAGGUCCCCGAGGCUCUCUCUACUCCUUGGCAAUGGCAAAGGGUUUCUCCACUUCGAUCUUGCCACAGUCUACAAUGAUCACAUCCUUCAGGGGCUUGUCCCGGCUGUCCGUCUUGGUGUUCUCCACCUUCCGUACCACAUCCUAGAGAAGAAAAGCAGGAGAGAUCGUGUCGGGGGUCACUACUGGGAGUGACUCAGGAGUGCUGAAACCCACGUGGGACGAACACAGAAGCCAAAGGAGCCAAAAGCUAAGGAACUGAGGUGAACUGAGCCAGGGUGAACACAGAGCAUGAUGCUGGAUAGUCUGAACAUCUCAUUUCAGUGAGUGACCAACAGAGGACCCUGCAGCUGGACAAACUCAACAAGGUCUUCUGGAUGGGUUGUCUGGGGCCUAGAGGGACUUAGAACCUUGGGAGCAUGGAGAUGUGGGCUAGGUAUUCUGCAUUUUGUUUUCCUGAUUGUGGUGCUGGGAAUUCUAGGUUAAGCACUCUGCUGGAGCCAGCCACAUGGACACUCUUAAACUGUGGUCUCAGGUUGUUCAGCCUAGCCCUUGACUCUGGAGUUCAAGUGAUCCUCUUGCUUCAGCCCCCUGAAAGCUAGGACCAUAGGUGUGUGCAUGGCACUCAGUCAGGCCGUUUAUUCUCAACACUUCCCCACCCCUAUGCCGGGUUAGGAACAAGUACUGGUCUGUCUGUAUUUGUGGCUUAGGUGCCUUUGGGGUAAAGAUUUCCUUCUUGAAGCCCAUGUCUGUUCCAGCUGGAUCCUUGGUAAGGACCACCAAGGUUUAACCCCCCACUUCUCAACUUACCAUGCCUUCCAGAACUUUGCCGAAAACCACGUGCUUGCCGUCUAGCCAGGAGGUCUUGACUGUAGUUAUGAAGAACUGGGAGCCAUUGGUGUCUUUGCCUGCAUUGGCCAUGCUCACCCAUCCGGGCCCAUAGUGCUUCAGCUUGAAGUUCUCAUCUGGGAAGCGCUCACCAUAGAUGCUCUUUCCUGGGAAGACCCCAAACAGGCAGAUGCUUGGGUGAAGAUCUAUAUAGGUCAGGCUGUUCUUGUAAGACUAGGCCUGAGUGGCAAAUGAGGACAUAGAAACAGUCUUCCUAUCUUCUACCCAAGCCCUCCGGACCAAGACCAUCUGGGUACGAGGACAGGUUGAAGGAGAUGCCUUGCUGCGUACAGGAUGCUGGCGGCGUGCGUGCGUGCAUGUGUGUGGGUGUGGGGGGGCAGGGGGGGUGCAGGAUUACCUUCCAAGGAUUACAAGUGCAGCGGGGUUGGUUGGGGGAGGAGAAAAUAGGAAACAGAACUCCUAUUAAGAGCCUCUUACCAAGGAACAUGAAAUAAAAGAUGCUCAUGAACA